Odontomachus brunneus is the source of this 4141-nucleotide messenger RNA. RefSeq names its product liprin-beta-2 (gene Liprin-beta). The transcript has 13 exons. Gene Ontology annotation, biological process: neuromuscular junction development. The record is from RefSeq and is a predicted model, not a curated record. Gene Ontology annotation, cellular component: presynaptic active zone. The coding region runs from base 1381 to 3648 and encodes 755 amino acids. NCBI's taxonomy places the organism in Eukaryota, Metazoa, Arthropoda, Insecta, Hymenoptera, Formicidae. Gene Ontology annotation, molecular function: protein binding.
UAUAUCCGGUACGCGCUCUUUCUCUUUCUUUUUCUCAUCAGUGCACGUGUUCGCGCGCGUGUUAGAUAGCCAUACUCUGGUCACGUAUGUCCGUGUACAUCCGGACGUUUGACUUUGUAAUCAUUACACCGUGCGCGACAGGCGUGAUGCUGAUCGAUCGAGCAGCUGAAGUCUGCUAUGAAAGAUUCGUUUUUGGUUUCGAUGACUCAUCAUUUUUUAGGUUUACAUUAACCCUUACAAUCCAGGAAGCUAAUAUAGUGACGCGACGGGAAUAUAUUUAUCGCGUGUUAUAUUUUUUAUUAGUGUACCUUUUUGUACAUAUGAAAAAGUUCUAAUUUAAAGACUGUAAAACUCAUCCAAAAACCGUCCAAAUUGUAAGGGUUAGUAAUCUUUAGUUAAAACUUGUCUCACGUGAGAUACUCAGAUUUAAAUACACACACACACACACACACACACACACAUAUAAUCGCGAUUCACAUCUAAUUCUGAAUUUAAAUCUAAAUGUCUCAUUCGAGAUAAGUUACAAGUAAUGACUCAAUACGACGGGCCUUAGUGACACUGCCCUUUCGAAUGAUGUGCUAUGACAGCCGUGCAUUCGUUAUCGAGAGAUAGACGCGGCAGCGUGCUAGUGCCAAGUAUAUCCGCGAAAGAUGCUACACCGUGUAUCUCUUUCUUGACGUGAGAUGACCUUUUGGACUAGAUUAUGAUUGGAAUUAUAGUUUUGUAAAAGGUAAGUAUAACAUAAAAUUAAUAAUAAUUUUGCAUAACAAAAAAGUAUUAGAUACAAAUAUAGUAAGUUCGUUAUGAAAAUAGUGAUAAAAUAAUAAUUACAACAUAUUAUUCGCUUCGAACUUAUCAUGUACUUCAUAAUGAGUACUUCGUACCCAAGCAGCCAGAUGAGAGAAAGGGAGAACGGCCUAAUGCGAUCUAAGCAAUGAAAAGAGAGAACACUAAUCUAUUUAUAAAUUGCCACUGCGCGUUCUCUCUUUCUCUUUCUUCCCUGUCUGCUUUUCUUCUACUCUCUCUUUCUUUCUCUCUCUCUCUCUCUCUCUCUCUCUCUCUCUCUCUCUCUCUCUCCCGUUCUUCUCGAAGGAUUUCGUGACGUUAAUUUUAGUUUCAGUGGAGACGAUGUCGCGGCUAGCAGCGCGAGAGUGCACCUCGUCAAGAUAACACUCGAUUGUGUGUGAACGCACUGAUAUCCGAGCACUAAAUGCACUUCGCAUCGUAUACCGUGUCUAUCGAUGUCAUUACACUGAGUGUCCGUUGUAACGGUGACAUUGUCGCGGAAACAGACCCAGGUUGGUGAUGUUCAUUUUACCGAACUCAGAGAGAAAACUAAAGACCGUAAAUUAAAAAAACAAAACGCAACAUAAAAUUAUCAUGGAGAACAUUUGGAACGACGGUAUCGUCGGAGAACGGAAGGAUCUCGCUCCUAUAAUGGAAGAGGAAGAUAAAGGACAAGCGAAAGGUUCGCAGUCGGACUCGUCGGACGCAGCCUCGACUAUAAAACGUUGGAACAGUCGAUGGACGCCCUCGGAGGGCUACGAUUCGUCGGGCACGACGUCGAAUUCCGAGGAAGGCGACGAAUAUAUCGAGGAUUAUCCGCGAGACAUCGGCGCGGGCCUGUCGGAGCCGAUCACGUGCCGAGCGGCUUACCGAUCGCAGGAAUGUCUGUGUCAGGCUUGCUUGCUCGGGUAUGCUAAGAUGAUAGCGCUUCAAGGGAGUAUGCCUAAUAUCUGUGCAGCGUCCGCCGGUAUGCCUAAUAUCUGUCCGGCGUCUGCUCAUCUGGGAAGUUUCCCAUCUCUCUGCGUCAUGCCGUGCACAAGCGUCUCUGGUGAGCUCACGCACCAAGCUAUCAAGGAACACGCAAAGAAUCUUGGUCACUACCCGCACGUCUGUCACGCGCAACAGAAUUUGAUGUUUAUGAAGGAGCGCGAGAUACACGCGGGCAGUAGGACGAACAGUACAACGUCUUUGCCUGUGAGCUCUACGAGUAGAUGCGGCGGUUCUUUGGACAGAAGACGGCGCAGACUGCGCAGCAGAGUGGACCGCGAUCAAAGGGCCAUGUCUCACAAUGAUUUGAUCUGCCAUGAGAGAGACAAGCCGCACUAUUGUUCGCUCCAGCAAUUCCAUUACGGAAGCAAUAUGUGCAUGAAUAAUUGUCAUAGUAAAACCGAGGAGCGGCUGAGAAAGUUGGAAAGUGAACGCGGAGCAUUACACAUGGAAGUGUCGGUCUUAUCGGAACAGGUCGAUGCUCAGUCAAAUAAAAUUCAGGAGCUGGAGGGCAUACUUCAAGAGAAGAAAGAUUCUCUGAGGCAGAUGGAGGAAGCGUUGCAAAAGGAAGUUUUAUCGAGAAGUGCUUUAGAGACGCAAAAGUUGGAACUUCUCACCUCUCUAUCCGAAAUGAAACUCAGACAAGCUAGUUUGGAGCAUGAGAACCUAGCAUUACGCAGUGCAAGUCCCUUAUCAAAUGGUGAAAGAUUCAGCAGACACACUGGUCAAUAUAGUAGUCUUCCUAGGCCACCAACAUCCAAGAAAGGCGUUGUAUUUGGUAAGGUUCCAAAUUUAGUCUCGGGAGCACAUACAACGGUACCCUUGGCUGUUAGGGGAGUCUCUGCGAGAUGUCUGUCCGCUCCUAUUCUAGCGGAAGAAGAGAAAAUCGUGAUUGGUGAAGCGAGCGCACAAAUGGAAUCGCUGCCACCGAAACCACUUGCAGAACUUACUAUGGAAGAAAUCAGCGACUGGUUAGCCUGUCUCGGUUUAGAAUGCUAUGCCGGCGAGUUGAGGCGAUGGGGUGCCACCGGAUCGAAAUUACUUGAUGCUACGCAGGUUCAACUGGAGAAGGAAUUAGACAUAAAGAACACUCUGCACAGAAAGAAGUUGCUUUACGCUAUAGAAUCGGAAAGAAGCAAUGGAACCGGUUUCCUCGGUUCUCACAAGAUGGACAGCGCGGCCGUGCUAAGAUGGCUGGACGAUAUUGGAUUACCUCAACACAAGGAAGCUUUCCACAACGCAAAGGUUGACGGCAGAGUUCUUCACAGACUGACCACGGAAGAUCUAUUGAAUCUCGGGGUGACCGCGCAGUUACAUGCCGCCAGUUUAAGACGUGGAAUUCAGGUUUUGCGGGACUUAAACUUUGAGUUUGACAAUCUGGAGAGAAGAUCUGUGAGCGGGAACGGAGCCGACGGUACUAACGUGACUCUCUGGACGAAUCAUCGCGUAAUGGAAUGGCUACGAGUGGUGGAUCUCGCGGAAUACGCUCCGAACAUGCGCGGCUCCGGUGUUCACGGUGGUCUGAUGAUUCACGAGGGACGAUUCACUUCCGAGUUGCUCGCGACAUUACUUAGCAUUCCACCUGCAAAGACUCUGCUUCGUAGACAUCUGACAACACAUUUCAAUCAAAUUCUGGGCAGAGAAGUGGUUCAGCAUAAAAGAGAGAUAGAGAGCACACUCGGCUUUGUUCCACUGACGCUUACUGCUAGACUAAAGGUACCAAAGAAAUCUCAAUUCACAUUGAAGCGUAAAAAAAGCAAAAACGAGGUGGAUUUUGGCAAUUUGGUUUGUCCAUUGGAGGCAUCACCACCAGGUACCCCAUCAACACCUUCGUCAACACCAGGCAGCCCUAACUUAAACUCACCCACAUUCUAACCACAAUUAAAGCUUCAUUCGAGUAAUCAUCUAAACUAACUUACUUGGAGGAUACUGGGCAAAGGAAAGUUAUAGGUUGCAUAUGAAUGGAUGAACUACGAAUCAAUAUAUUUAACGACGGUAAAAUAUAUACCGAUGGUUGUUUAUAUAUUUGUACUCGAAGUGACGGUACACAAGAAAAUGUCAAAAACCUGGGACCAGUUAUCCAUACUGUAAAUUACGCAGCCACUUCUUUGUCAAAACGUACACUUUGAAAUAAGCCGCUUAUUCGAGAGCUAACUUAAACACCGCCAAAGUCUUAUUAAUGCUGUAGACUAAGAAAUUUGGAAUUAACCAUUCUAAAGGAUAAAUAUUUUUACUACGAGUCUUUUAAGUAUAGGAGGUUAUUAUAAAUUUAAGAUAAGAUGCUAAAUUUAUAUAUUUACUAUGUAUCUGAUUAUUCUAAACUUUCGCAACUUUCUAGAAUUGUUUUAAUAAUAAAUAAAUAUAUGUA